AGCUCCCAGGCCCGCCCGGCGGGGAAGUGGGGGUGGGACGGCCCCGAGUCAGACGCUCCCGACAGUUCCCGGGCCGGCCAGGACAGCCGCUGUCCGGCCGCUCCCCAGCGCUAGGAAACCCCAACCCCCCGCGAGCCCCGGACGCGCGGUCGCUUUAAGGCCGGGCGGGGCGGCUGAGCGGCGGCGCGGCACCUGGAGCUUCUUCCCGGAGCCCCGGCACCCCGAGUCUCCGCCCGACCCGGAGCCCGCGAGGACGCGGAUCCCGGAGAGACCCAGGAACCGGGGUCCCCAGGCCCGCGCCACGCUCCCGUCUGACUGUCACCAUGCUUGCGUGCCUGCACCACGUCUGACAGCUGGCCCCUUGAUGACAGCGUCUGAGAUGUGUGACAGGGGCCAGGUGGCCUCUACCCUGCGCUACUGCCUGACCGUCAGCGGCAUGGUGGUCCUGGUGGCCGGGACACUGUGCUUCGCUUGGUGGAGUGAAGGGGAUGUGGGUGCCCAGCCAAACCAGCCAACCCCGUCCACCGGGUACCCCACUCCCAAGGCACCCAGUACUCUACUCAGGUCGGUCAGCUUCUUCUGCUGUGGCGCAGGUGGCCUUCUGUUGCUCUUGGGCCUGGUAUGGUCUGUCAAGGUCAGCACCUGGGGGCCACCUGGAUGGGAUCCAUAUUACCUUUCCAGAGACCUGUACUACCUCACUGUGGAGCCCUUGGAGAAGGAGAGCUGCAGGACCCCGGAGCUGGUUGCCAUCCCCACCUACGAGGAGGCUGUGCAGUGCCCCCUGACUGAGUUUUCCCCGCCGCCACCUGCCUACCCAGUGGAGGAAGGCCUGAAAUGCAACAUGUCUGGGGAUCCCCUUCUUGGAACCCAGCACCCCCUUCCUCCCCCUAGCUAUGAGAGCAUCGUCCUAGCUGUUGGGAGCGCCUCUGGAGAGACAGCACCUGGCGCUGCAUGCUACUGCCCAGGCCCCGCUCAGACUGCAGGGGAGGAGCCAUGUGCCUCAAAAUCAGAAACAAGUGACAAGCUCUUCUAGUGUCUACUACGGAGCCUGGUACACAGUAGGCGCCGCUCAACCACUGUUUGUUGCUGAGUGCUGGUUUACUUAUCUAUUGCUGUUAACAAAUGGCUUCAGAUAAAUGCACUUUAUUACCUGUCAUGAGUCUGUGGGCAGCCUGGGCCCAGCUGGGUGGUUCUUUUACGCUACAUGAUUGGGGGCUGGGGACUGCAACUGUCAGGGUCCCCGCUGGGUCGGAAUGUCCAACAUGGCAGGCUCAUGGCUGGCAGUUAGUGCUGGCUGGCGGCUGGGAGGUUUUGUUGUGCAGUGAGAACACGGGGGCCCAGAAGCUGGGACUGGCUGAAGGUCAUGUCAUGUUUAUAACCAAAAGAACACGGACUCCGAAUUCAUACCACCCUCUGCAUAGGUGCUACCACGUCCCUGCUGAGUGAUUGUGGACAAGUCACUUGACCGCUCUCUGCCUCCAUCUCCUCAUCUGUAAAAUGGGAAUUGGGAAUUACGGUAGAACCAGACCCUACCUCAGAGAACUAAGUUGUGGGGGUUAAGUGAGAUGACAGCAGUUGACACUGUGACCUACCAGCUCAUGCCAUCAAGUUAAAUAUGGCUUCUGCUCCCAUACCUCCUGGGACAGGGAGCUCACCACUCCUUGGUUUGCAGGUAAUGACAGAAAGGUCUGCUUUCUCUCCAGCCACAUUUUGUACCCCUACAUCUCCACCCCAUUUCACAGAUGAGAAAACCAGCUCAGAGAAGCUAAGUAACCUUUCCAAGGUCACACCGCAGACAAAGACUCAAGCUCCUAGGUGGAACUAGCUGGCUAAGGGUGGCGUUCCCUGAGGGCCUCCUGCCUGCUGGGCCAGGCCCUCUGGGUGGUAUUGCCAUGUAGCAGCUGUGGGAACGGAGUCUCAGAGAGGUAAAAUCAGACAGCAGAAAAGCAGAGCCAGUGUUUUCAUUCAGGCUUGGUGGGCUCCAGGCCUGAGAUCCCAUCCCGUCUCCUAGUGUCUGCCAACGUCCCUGCAGCCUGUUCUCAGUGUGGUCUCCAGAAGGAGCCAGAUCAAGUACAGAUCUAGGAGGUGCACAGAGCUCUGAGUAGCUCCGUGCCCACUUUGAGUUACAAAACCAUAACUCAGUGUGUGGGCAGGGCCAGUGCCCCUAGGGCUGCCCUGCUGCUUACUCUCUGCCACACACUGUGGGGCCUGCCACUACCCUCUCCCCCACUUCUCCUCCCCUCAUCACCUCCUCGCCACUCUCUCUCUCCCUGAGGCCCUUGCUCUUAAAAAGCUGAAUCCCACCUGGCUCCUGCUCAUUUAUUCUUAUGUCACCACAUAACAUUUUACUUCAAAAAUUGUCUUUUGCUUGUUUGCUGUAUGUUUUUCCUACCAGGAAGCUCCAGGAAAGCCUAGAGAAGGUGCUGGGCACCAGGAAGAUCUCCCUAGAUAUUUGUUGACUGGUUGAGU
Messenger RNA from Condylura cristata (star-nosed mole), 2469 nucleotides. RefSeq names its product transmembrane protein 61 (gene TMEM61). The transcript is spliced from 4 exons. The coding region runs from base 365 to 1033 and encodes 222 amino acids. NCBI's taxonomy places the organism in Eukaryota, Metazoa, Chordata, Mammalia, Eulipotyphla, Talpidae. The record is from RefSeq and is a predicted model, not a curated record.